CACACCACUUUGGCUGGAUGAGCUCUGGAAUGCCUUUUCCCUGACAGAGCUAUUAUUUUCUGUCAUUCACAUUCUUGGAUAUACCUGGCUACUACAUACCCGGUCGUCGUCGCGUCUUGACGGCGCGAUUUUACUCAAUUUGCUUCCGUCGUCGAGGCACGCGAGACUCCUGAAAUGGCUUCAGACUUGGAAGCCGCCCUGGAGGAAAUAGAGGAAUGCGCUCAUAUCGCGGACGCUCUCACCGACGAGUCUAUCAUUUCGAGAUAUGAGAAAUUUGUUUCUUGGAACGUUCAUCAAUAUCAAGUUGUCCGAAGCAAUGCAAAACGCAGGAAGAUCUCAGCACCUUCCUGCGGUACCUGCGAAACGCUGCUCUCCCGGCCAUUCGCCUGUUUACAUUGUUCAUUCGCGGGCUGUUGGACACAUAUUCUAGAUCAUCUUACGGAUGCAGAGCAUUUAUUUUGCGUUGAUCCGAACUCAGGAUCUGUAUUUUGCUCGGACUCUGAUUGCAUGGACAUGGUUUAUAAUGCCAAGCUAGAAGCAAUAUAUCUAGCGACAGUUAUUUCUGCCGAGGAGAAGGAAACCCGAUAUCAAGUGUCCAAGCGAUCCCGAGAGCCUUUCGUUGCUUGGGCUCCGAGUGCUGAGGACACGACGGUAUUAGAAGGUUCGGUGCCUAUAUCUUGUCAAGCCCGUCGUGGGCUGUUAAAUCUGGGACAGACGUGUUUUCUCAACGUUGUCUUGCAAUGCCUGGUGCAUAACCCUCUCAUUAGGAACUAUUUCCUGGGGGACAAACAUAACGUCAAGGCAUGCAAAACUGAAGACUGCAGCUGUUGCGAGAUGGACAAACUAAUUACCGAGAUCUAUUCCGUCGACACCGCUCCAUAUGGACCAAGCUCAUUUCUAGCGACGACUUGGAUGAAGUCUCCGGAUCUUGCCGGCUACGCACAACACGAUGCACAUGAAUUCUUCAUAUCCGUACUAAACCAUAUUCAUAGUAACUCUCGCGGAUCAACUAAUGUUUCUUGUAAUUGCAUCAUCCACUCCACCUUUGCUGGCCAGCUUCAGAGCGAUGUCAAGUGCGAGCGAUGUAACAACGUCACGAGCACGUCCGACCCAAUGCUCGACAUUAGUCUAGAGCUUAAAGACGAGACAACAUUGCAUGGCUGUUUAAAGAGGUUUACACAAUCCGAGAAACUUGGAUCCAAGGAAUAUAACUGCGGAAAAUGCAACAAGUCUUCUCGCGAGGUCAGCAAGCGCAUGAGCAUUUCUAAGCUCCCCCCUGUCUUAAGCUUCCAGUUCAAGCGCUUCGAACAUAAAACUUCGGACAAACCCACGGCUCGGAAGCUUGAUACACCCGUCCGGUUUCCCGCUACUAUCAACAUGGCGCCAUUCACUUCGAUUGCUUUGAAAGAGAAUGAAAAGGAAAACAAUUUUGCCUCUUUCGGCCCGGAGGUCAUGUACGAAUAUGAUCUUUUCGCUGUUAUCAAUCAUGAAGGCCAGAUCAGCAACGGCCAUUACACGAAUUUUGCGAGGUUUGGGAGCGAGUGGUAUCGGUUCGACGAUGAUAAAGUUACGCAUUCCUCGUUGAGUGCAUGUCUGGACUCUCGGGCCUAUAUGUGUUUCUAUGUUAAGCGACACCUCGACUAUCAGCCCCAUACUAGACCCACGUACGUUCUCACAAGAGAGACGGAGGCCGUCAGAGAGAAGGAGCUGGAACGAGAGAAAGAAGCUGCCAGAUUGAAGGAAGUGGACCGGGAGGUCGAUGAUGCCCUAUUGGCUGUAAUAUAACAUACGACAUGUGAUGUACAACGGAUCAGUUCAAGUCUAGGGACUUUAAUUACUCAUGGGGGAUUGGAGGUCGCCGUACGAGCCAGUACCCGAAGACGCCAAUUAUAUAGACGGAACAUAAGGCGCUCCAGCGCGGCGUAAUCGAGCCCCGCUCUCCUCGGCCGUUCCAAAAGAACGGGCUGCUUAUCCGAAGUUAAAGGAGGCCGCCCAAUGGGCAUACUACCUCCGUGCGAGUACAUUAGUAAGAAUAAUUCUUAAGCCCUCCUCAAAAGUUAUGUCAGCU
Molecule: messenger RNA, 2068 nt
Organism: Desarmillaria tabescens
Lineage: Eukaryota; Fungi; Basidiomycota; Agaricomycetes; Agaricales; Physalacriaceae
Exons: 12
Coding region: 175-1785 (536 amino acids)
Biological process (GO): protein deubiquitination
Molecular function (GO): zinc ion binding; cysteine-type deubiquitinase activity
Source: RefSeq, a predicted model, not a curated record